Spodoptera litura is the source of this 1098-nucleotide messenger RNA. RefSeq lists its product as uncharacterized. Gene Ontology annotation, molecular function: odorant binding. Gene Ontology annotation, biological process: sensory perception of smell. Lineage: Eukaryota; Metazoa; Arthropoda; Insecta; Lepidoptera; Noctuidae. The record is from RefSeq and is a predicted model, not a curated record.
ACCCGUAAGACAGCACUGGGUCUCCUAAAUAGACCAGGUCCAAAGGUCCAAAACGACCUUGGGUCUAUUUCAGUUCUUGCGUUAACACGAGGAAAUCAACUCAAACUCACACAGAUUGUUAAACCAACCUGUACGCAGUCUAGAAUACAAUAAGGUAAUACCUAUGUAUGAAGUAAAUUAAUCUUUAAUUUACAAAAAGAUCAGUUUAAUUUGAAAACAUUAUCUAUAAUGACAUAACGUAUUAUGCGUGUGUACGUAAUGAUAAUUAUUAUUUGAUCUGUUAUGGCAAAGUCAUUGAUAAACAAAAGGGAUAUUUUGAUACAUUUCCUGUCGUUACGGGUAUUAUGACAUGAAAUACUGACAAUAUCAUUACAUAAAUCGCUUUAUAAUAUUUAGUGAUUAAAUAUAAAUAGCCUUGCAGUAUUGAUUCUAAAGCAUAUCCAGCAAAAUUUUCGAAGGUGUUAGGAGUGCAGAACCAUUUAAAUCAUGUAUAAAAUAAUCUGUUUGGUUGUCUGCAUAGCCGUGUGUUUGAAUAGGGUUCACGGAAAUGCAGAGGACAAAAUAGCUAUUAUGACUGCUGUGAAACCAUUUGUAGAAGAGUGUGCUAAGAAACAUGGUGUCACCUUUGAAGCACUCCUAACUGCUAAAGCAUCAGGCAAAAUAGAUGGCGUUGAACCUUGUUUCUACAGUUGUGUUUAUAAAAAGACAGAAUUUUUGAAUAGUAAAGGCGAAUACGAUGUGGAUACUGCUUUAGCCAAGCUCAAGAAGUACAUUAGCAAUGAUGAUGAUUACGCCAAACUCUCACAAGUUGGAAAAGAUUGUGCAUCAGUUAACUCCAAGCCAGUCGGAGAUGGAGAGGCUGGAUGCGAGAGAGGUGUACUACUGACCCAAUGCUUUUUGGAUCAUAAAGGCUCGGUACCCAUGUAAAUCUCUGAAGACAGUUACCUAAAAUGCUAGAAUAAGUACAAUAAUACCCACUGAUUUUAUUUCUUUGCAGUACAGUACUUAUUUAAUGUACGUUUUCACUUGCAAUGCCAAUAUAUUUACUAUAAAUGAUUAAGUGUGAUAUUUUGCACAAAUGCUAAGAAAUAAUAAAUG